AUGAAACAGAAUUGGUAAACAUUAACAUUAGGUUGCUUAAAUUAUUAUUUUUAAGAGUGUGAAUAAAUACAAUAAUAAUAAGGAACCAAUCUAGUAACAUAAAUUUAUAUAAAUAGAGUUUUUUGUGUAGUAAUUGAAAUUUGAACUAACUUAAGUAUAUAUAAAUAAUUAUUAUUAUUGAGUGAUGUCUAAAUCAUCUAAGUCCAGUCGUAUUAAAAUGUUUCUAUUAAGUAGGGAGCAGUCCAUCCAAGAGUUAACAUUAGAGUCCAAGUCCAAAAUCGAAAUCAAAUUCACAUCCAAAUUAAGGUUAAUCACACAUCAUAUAUCAACAUUCAAAAUACCUCACUAUCAACUACUUCAACAUUAUCAACAUAUAGAAAAAUUAUGCCUCCAUGUCUCCAAUUUGUCCAAGCGAGUUACCGAUGCCGAGUUGAAAGAAACCUUCGAGAAGUAUGGCCAAAUUGAAUAUGCCACGGUCUGUAUGGAGCCCCGAAGUAAGGGGUAGUAAUCUCUUUAUCGCUAAUUUAUCUUAGUCCUGGCAAAGUAUCUAGAGGUUUUGGAUUUGUGAAAUUUUCCAAAAAGGAAAGUGUCCAAAUAGCCCUAGAGUCAAUGCAAGACAAAGAAUUACAUGGAUCAAAAAUUAAAGUCGAAGUUUCCAAAAGAGCAGAGCCAAGACGAAAAACCCCAGGUCGAUAUGCUGGAUAUGCAUAUCGUCGCUCUCGAUCCAGAUCACAUAGAAGAAGAAGAUCCAUCUCAUCUGACUCUUAUUCAAGUAGUCGGAGAAGACAUCAUAGGCAUUAAUUCAAUUUAUAUUUCUAGUCGUCGACGACAUUAUAAAAGAAGAUCCAUUUCAAAAUCCCCUUCAAGAAGUCCAAGUUUGAGUCAUAGAAGGAGAAGAAGAUGAACAAUUAGAUAAUAUUUCAAAUUAUCACAAUAUCAUGUUAUCUUUAUACAUUCCUACUAUACCUUGGUUCUCUUGUACAUUUUAAUACUCCAAAAAAAAGUUCGCAGUUAUAUAAUAUUAAUUUUUUUAAAAUCUUCAAUAAUACAAAAUUAAUUCUUUUCUUUUUCUAUAAUAUUAGAAUUUAUAUAAUUUUAUAUCACUAUUUUCCUAUAUAAUCAAAGAUCACUAUAACUAAAUAAAAUCAAAUUAAAUUUUUAAAAAAUUAUUAAUAAUCUGUAAUAUGA
This is a messenger RNA of Paramecium sonneborni, 1188 nucleotides long. Lineage: Eukaryota; Ciliophora; Oligohymenophorea; Peniculida; Parameciidae. The record is from the annotation of a GenBank genome assembly.